Messenger RNA from Sporisorium graminicola, 2595 nucleotides. RefSeq lists its product as uncharacterized. The coding region runs from base 1 to 2595 and encodes 864 amino acids. Gene Ontology annotation, molecular function: protein binding. The transcript is spliced from 2 exons. NCBI's taxonomy places the organism in Eukaryota, Fungi, Basidiomycota, Ustilaginomycetes, Ustilaginales, Ustilaginaceae. The record is from RefSeq and is a predicted model, not a curated record. Gene Ontology annotation, cellular component: nucleolus; 90S preribosome; small-subunit processome. Gene Ontology annotation, biological process: maturation of SSU-rRNA from tricistronic rRNA transcript (SSU-rRNA, 5.8S rRNA, LSU-rRNA).
AUGCCCGCUGCAGUAGAACCAGCCCGGGUCUACACCGUCUCUGGUGGUGGUGCCGCUACGUCUGGCGCAGCAGGCACCUCGUUCAACUCUUCCUCCCUUCCAGACCUUUUGCGAAAGUCGGGUUCCUCAAAUAAGCGCAAGAAACGCAAGACGGCGCUCAAGGACGAAGAGAUCCUCUCGCGCAUCGAGCUCAUCCAGGACUUUGAAUUCCCAGAAGCCAGCAACCGCCUCACAGCAACACGAGAUGGACAGUCCAUCGUCGCCACCGGCACAUACAAGCCUCAAAUUCGAGUGUGGGAUUGCGAGCAGCUCAGUCUCAAGUUCGAACGUCAUACCGAUGCAGAGAAUGUCGACUUUUUGAUGCUCUCUGACGACUGGACAAAAUCGCUUCAUUUGCAAACCGACCGAACCGUCCAACUUCAAGCACAGGGAGGCGCACACGCCCGCGUCCGCAUUCCCAAGUUCGGACGUGCUCUCGGCUACCACUUUCCUUCGGCCGAUGCCAUCGUAGCCGCCGCUGGACGCGAGGUGUACCGUCUCAACUUGGAUCAAGGCCGGUUCCUUGCUCCGUUCGUUCUUGGAGGCGGCGAUCUGGGCGAGCCAACGGGAUGCAACGCCAUCGACGUCAACCCAGCACAUGGUCUGCUUUGCUUUGGUACCGAAGGCACGGGGGUGGUCGAGAUGUGGGAUCCACGCAUGCGCAAGCGAGCAGGCGUCUUGAGUGUCGCCACAGAGACGGUGCUCGACGCUGCUCUGCUUGUGGCUCGUCGCAACCUGCCAGGCGUCAUUAGCGAGGGCGACGAUUCGACGGCCACCAAGGAGGCGCUCUCUUCUUUGUCUGUCACUGCGCUUGCCGGUGCUGAGGACGGACUCAACCUGGCUGUAGGCACCAAUACGGGACACGUGCUUCUCUACGACUUGCGCAUGGACCGUCCCUACCAGACCAAGGACCAAGGUUUCGGUCUGCCCAUCAAGAAACUCAUGUGGCCGGGCGACAAGGCUGCUGCCACCACAGGCGGUGCCGGUCCCCGCACACGUUCCGAGGCCGAGGGCAAGGUGCUCAGCGCCGAUGCCAAAGUGAUCAAGAUCUGGGACAAGGAUUCCGGCGACAACCUGGUCUCGGUUACCCCACCCUCUGCGGCGACCGAUAUCAACGACGUGGCCCACUACCCUGGCACCGGUCUGCUCAUGGCGGCCGUCGAAGGAACGCAGAUGGCUGCGUGGUACGUGCCUGCGCUGGGCCCCGCGCCACGCUGGUGCUCGUACAUCGACACGCUCACCGACGAGAUGGACGGUGUCGACUCCACAGGCGCUGGAGCGGGCAAGGGCGUGUACGAAGACUUUAAGUUUGUCGACCGCGCCGAGCUCGAGCGCCUGGGCAUGUCGCAUCUGGUGGGCACCCAACUGCUGCGGCCCUACAUGCACGGCUACUUUAUCUCUCUGCCGCUGUACGAGCGCGCGCGUCUGCUCAACAACCCUACCGCCUACGCCGACGCACGCGAACGUGCCAUCAAGGCCAAGCUCGAGAAGCAGGCCGAGAGCCGCAUCCGUGCGGUCAAGAAUCCGAAGUUGGACGCUGGAGUGCGUGUCAACAAGGAGCUCGCCGAAAAGGUGGCACGACAAGCAGAGGUGGCGGACAAGAAGCAGGCCAAGCGCGAUGCCAAGGCGGCCGCUGCUGCGGCUGCUGCUCCGGUGUCCUCCGCGACGACGGAAGGAGCUGCAGAAGAACCAGAGGCGACUGCAGCGAGCAGCAGCAAAGACAAGCCGAGCCCUGCCAACCUGCUGUCCGACUCGCGUUUCUCGCAGCUGUUCCAAGACCCCGCGUUCCAGAUCGACACGUCGAGUCGCGAGUUUGCCAUGCUCAAUCCGUCGACCGCGCUCAAGCAGGCCCGAGAUGGGCCCAGGAAGCUCACCGCGGUCGAGGACGAGGAGAACGAGAGCGACCGCGAAUCGAUCGAUCCGGACAUGGAGGACGAUGCGUCUUCGUCCGAAUCGGAGGAUGACCAGCAGGGCGGCGAGUCGGGCGAUUCGUCGGACGAAGGUGAUCUGGGCCAGUACGACCCGCGUGCACGAGACGCAUCGGGUAAGCGACCCAAGAACCUCAACCAAGCUGCCGACGUCCGCGGGCGACGUGGCGGCGGAGGCCGUGCUUCGGGUGCGCGUCUCGUCGAUGACGACGACGACGACGAUUCCCGUGGUGCCGGUAGGAGAGGAAACAAGAAGCACAGCUUCGAAGACCGCCUCAAGUCGUCCGAGUCGCGCGACGGUGCAGCCGCUGGGGGAGCACGCCGUCGUCCUCGCGCUUCGGACUUUAUGGGCGGCGACGGCCAAGCCGCGGCCGCCUCCGGUGCGAGGAGCUUCACCUGGACUCCCUCUGCGUCUUCGAAGCGCGACGGAGACGACAAGAGAAAGGCGAGCGGCAGUGGGAGGAAGAGCGCUGGCGACGAGACGUUCGGGUAUGGUCUCAGCAAAGGCGCCGGUGCUGACGAGGGUAAGGGCGUGGAAGGUCUGUCGGAUGAGGCUCGGUUUGGUCGUCAGAAGCGCAGGCACCCGAACAGGUCGGCGAGUAAGAACGUCAUUAUGCGAAGGAGUUAG